Strongylus vulgaris is the source of this 666-nucleotide messenger RNA. NCBI's taxonomy places the organism in Eukaryota, Metazoa, Nematoda, Chromadorea, Rhabditida, Strongylidae. The record is from the annotation of a GenBank genome assembly.
AUGAAUACUUGGCUUCAGAAUGACGAGCCGCUAAAAUUUGACCGUGUUCUUUGCGAUGUGAUCUGCAGUGGAGAUGGUACUCUUAGAAAAAAUCCGGAGAUUUGGUCGAAAUGGACACCGCAAGAUGCAUUAGGACUGCAUCGCAUGCAACUUUCUAUCGCACAAAAAGGAGCUACUCUCUUAAAAGUCGGUGGUCGAAUGGUAUAUUCAACAUGUUCGAUGAACCCAAUAGAAGAUGAGGCAGUUGUAGCGCAACUACUUCGAAUGUCGAGCGGCUCUCUUCGAUUAUGUGACGCGCAUCAGUUACUUCCUAAACUCAAAGCUCUUCAUGGAGUUUCGUCGUGGAAGGUAUUCGAUCGAGACAUGAAUAUUUACGAUAAGCCUGAAGACGUGCCCGACUUCUUGCGAAGAAUUAUCUGUCACUCAUGCUUCUCCCCUUCGGAGGAAGAGGCCAAAUCGCUGCAUUUGGAGCAUUGCAUUCGCAUCGUUCCCCAUCACCAGGACACAGGUGGUUUUUUUGUGGCCUUGAUCGAAAAGGUGGACGAAGGAAGUUUCAAUAACGUUGUGCCUGUGGGCGCUCCUGCAUACAAAAAACAGAAAAUGUUCAAGGAUGAGCCUUUCACUUUCUUGAAAAAAGAGGAUGACCGCUGGGCUGAUAUCAAGUGA